AUGGAGUAUGUGGUCCAGCACAGACUGCGCUCUUGGGUGGAGCAUCUGAAUUGCGACAAAGGCGUCGCGCCAAGCCGUGCCAUGUUGACAGCCCAUGCCGGGCAGUGCAUUCCAGACAUUGUGCCUGCAGAGAUUCGCCAGCGUUUGGAGCGUCAGCUUCAUGGGCCAGCGCGGGGCCAGCGCAAAUGGUUGAGCAGGUUUCGGCGUCGCUGGAAGUGCCGUGUUGGGGCCUUGCCUGCUUUGGCGUACUGGCAGUGGCUUGGUUUUGCCAGAUUGGAAGCAGUGACUGCGGGGCAGGAGCCUUUGAUCGUGAAUGUUGAUGAGACCAGCAUCAGCUUCGUGACAGGCCUCAAAGGGACUGUCAUCAAGGCCUGCAAGGGCAAGCGGGCUCGAGAAGCCGCGAGCUUGUCACAGCGCCGCAGCAACUUCACAUACUUGGCAGCCAUCACCCCAGAUCCUGCCAUCCAGCCCUUUCUACCGCAGUUUGUUUUGCUGAAUGAGCACCAAAUAUCGAAAGAGGAGUUGGCAGCGGCUGUGAGAUCGGCUCCACCCAAUGUCCGUAUGUUGCGGCGGCCGUCCGCGUGGUGUGACAAUGCGGUCAUGCGCCAAUAUCUCUCCGCGCUCCGUGCUUCUUUGCAGACAGCAGCGCCCGACAGGUACGCCAUUUUGCUCUUGGACGUGGCAAGAGCACACGUCCACAACAGCAUUCGAGACCACGCCAAGCGAUGCCGUGUGCGACUCGUGUAUGUGCCGGCAGGAACAACUAAAUAUUUGCAACCGUGUGAUUUGCAGCUGUUUCAUUCUUUCAAACGAGUCUUGGAAGAAGUUUGGCGUGAGAGGAAAGGACACGCCGUAAUUGGGGCGCUGACAAUGCAGUUUCGUUUGGGUGUUUUGUUUGAAGCCAUGAAACGUGUGCUAGCAACACGUAAGUGGGAGAAAGCAUUUCAACUUGCUGGAGUGCUUGGAGACCAACGCUCCAUCAAACGAUCUCUUCUGGAUGUGCUGGGCUGGACACAAGUUCCAGAAAUCCCCGUACGCCCACCAUCCUUGGCAGAUGCUGCACGCAUCUUCCCGCGGCGUAUGAAGAUAGAUACGAUGUCUUACAUCUACUGGCACAAGGAUCGACCUCUUCCAGACGAAGCCCGGCGCAAUUUGCCGUGCCUGGACUGA
Molecule: messenger RNA, 1170 nt
Organism: Symbiodinium natans
Lineage: Eukaryota; Dinophyceae; Suessiales; Symbiodiniaceae
Source: the annotation of a GenBank genome assembly